CGCCCAGUGGCUCCUCCUGUCAUGGAUAUUUUCCUCUGACUUUCCGAAAGAUUGAAAUAUUUAUAAAAUAAAGUUGGAGCUAAUAAAAAGGAGUUUGAUAAGCCGCGUGAGUUAGUUAGCUCGUGAAUCGAGGGCUGUUGAGUGUUGUAAAUUGGCAAACGAGAUGAGAGGAAACUCGAGAAUAACCGUUUAACGCGUACGUUUUGCGGCCAAUAAAAGCUUCGGCAGAACGAGGGAGGGACACUCGGACGAGGCGCUAUUCUUGAGAAUAUUUUCAGGGGACGAGAAAGGAAGCCAGAAGCUGGCUAAAGUUCGCGGUGAGAGAGAAGUGCGGUGAAGGUCGACGAGGACUGAGAUAGGCGACGGAGGAAGAGGGUGGUCAAUAUGACUCCCAUCUUUCUCCUCCUGUUGGUGGCGAUCGACUCGAUUAUCGCCCAGAAUCAUGUUGGAAACAUCAGCGACUCACAGUUCAUCACGUACAUGACAAGUCCACCGAAGAUUCUCGUGAGGCCUCGUUCGCAGGAGGUCAAGGCCGGGGGGAUCGCCAGUUUUUAUUGCAGUUCCCACGGGACUCCGUCGCCUCAAAUUCAUUGGCGGAAGAACGGCAAGAAAUUUUCUGCAUCGCAGUCACGAUACUUGACGCAAACGUAUCCGAACGGAGCUCUGCUCAGGAUCAAUCCAGUGAGAUCGGGCAGGGACUCGACAAAUUGGGAGUGCGUGGCUGAAAAUGGAGUCGGGGAUCCAGUCACGGCAACUGCUCAGCUCACCGUCUACGAAGUGGAAGAUUUGCCGAGGGGUUUUCCAAUGAUAACUCAAUCGCCGACGACAAAAGUGGUGGAGAAAGGUCACAAGGCGUUGCUCCAGUGUGCGGCGAUAGGUUCACCGCCGCCGAUAAUAUCCUGGAUCCGGGAUAUGGUGCCCAUCAAUACCUCGAAUCCUCGGUAUACGGUUCUCGAAUCCGGGGCUCUGCAAAUUGAAGCGUCUGAUGUCGACGAUCAGGGACAGUACGAGUGCGUCGCGAACAACACCGUUGGCACGGAAUACUCCAAAUCAACCACACUUUAUGUCAGAGUACGCCGGGUCGCGCCAACUUUCUCGAUUCUACCGCCGGCAGUGAGCCAAGUGACUCUCGGCGAUUCGUUGAACCUCACGUGCGUCGCUGUUGGCUCUCCCAUGCCAUUCGUCAAAUGGCGAAAGGAACCGGCCACGGAUUUAACUUCCGAAUCUAAUAUACCCAUUGGCAAAAAUAUACUCAUGCUCACCGACAUUCAAGAAUCGGCGAAUUAUACGUGCAUCGCAUCCAGCGAAAUUCGAGUCAUCGAGACCGUAUCCAUGGUCAAAGUUCAAUCUCUUCCACUGGCACCCGAGAACAUAGAAGUCUUAGAAAUAACGGCAGAGACGGUGAAGCUCAUGUGGUCUUACAAGGGCUCCGACGAGAUCCAGUACUACGUGAUACACUACAAGCCGAAGCAAGCGAAUCAAGCGCCGACUGAAAUAUCAGGAAUAACGACCAUGUUUUACUAUGUCAGGAAUCUCAGCCCUUACACAGAAUACGAGAUGUACGUGACCGCGGUCAACGCUAUUGGACGUGGCCCUCAGAGUCUCCCGGUCAUCGUGACCACAGGCGAAACCACGGAAUCAUCAAAUGGAGGUUCCAAACCUGGUUCUGCGCCACGCCAGGUCCAGGUCCGACCACUGAGCUCGAGCACGAUGGUGAUACAGUGGGACGAGCCUGAAACACCGAAUGGUCAAGUCACGGGCUACAAAGUUUAUUACACGACCGAUCCUAACCAACAAAUGCAAUCGUGGCAGUCACAAAUGGUCGAUAAUAACAAACUCACGACAAUCAUGGAACUUACGCCACACACGAUCUACACCAUUCGGGUACAAGCUCUAACGAGCGUUGGUCCAGGACCUCUCAGCCCUCCGAUCCAAGUCAAAACCCAACCUGGCGCACCGAGCCAACCGGAAAACCUUUCGGCUAUUGACAUUGGGGAGACCGAGGUGACGCUCCAAUGGAGCAAACCGGCUCAUGGCGCUGAAAAUAUUAUCAGCUACGAGCUCUACUGGAACGAUACUUAUGCUCGGGAGAAGCAUCACCGGAGGUUACCGGUUACGGAGAAUUAUACGUUGACGUCACUGUACCCGAACACUCUGUAUUACGUGUGGUUGGCAGCGAGGAGUCAGAGAGGUGAAGGAGCGACGACGAUGCCUUAUCCGGUUCGGACGAAGCAGUUCGUACCCGGGGCUCCGCCUCGAAACAUAACUGGCCGAGCGAUCAGCCCCACCUCGAUUGAGGUUACCUGGGCACCUCCACCAACGGAAAGCUCCAACGGCAAGAUCAUUUACUACAAACUACAUGUCGUCGAGCAUGGACGCUCUGACUCUGAGGCAAGGGUCGUCAAACUAAACGACACAAGAUUCGUGUUGGACGAGCUCAAAAAGUGGUGCGCUUAUCGGAUUUGGGUGGAGGCAGGGACCAGCGUAGGUGACGGCCCACCGAGUUAUCCUAUCAAUGUCAGAACUUCCGAGGACGUGCCGGGAGAUCCACAAAACGUGAAUGUCACGGCCAUCAAUUCAACGACUAUUCACGUCGAGUGGGCGCCGCCCGGAGCGAACGAACAAAACGGCGUUAUACGAGGUUAUCAUGUUCACGUGCAGGAAGUCAGGGAAGAGGGCAAGGCGCUAUUGAACGAUCCAAUCCGGCGAGAUGCCCUGGAGGGAGUUCUGUCAUUGAACGUCACUGGCUUACAACCGGACACGAAAUAUGCGGUGCAAGUUGCAGCCCUGACGAGAAAAGGCGAUGGGGAUCGUUCGCCUCCUGUGCAUAUAAGAACUCCGGGUGGCGUGCCGAACCGGCCCCAGGUCAACGUCAAGGUUAUAAACCAAGAUCCCAUAGUUUUGGAACUCGAGUGGGCGAAACCGAGCUCCACGCAGGGACAAUUGACUGGCUACAGGAUAAAAUAUGGUAUCAAGAAUGAGACUCUCCUCGAAGAAUUCAUCGCUGACACGAAUCAAAAUACUUACAAAAUCCAGAACGUUGAGCGCGGUGUAUAUUACGAAUUCAGAGUAGCUGGCGAGAACGAGAACGGCGUUGGCCAGGAAUCAGUCCAUUAUUGGGAGAGUCCGGAGAGCGAGCCAUCGGGGCCACCGACCAAUUUAUCCUAUCACUUCCAAACGCCUGAUACAGUUUGUGUGACGUGGGAUCAGCCGUUGGAGCGUCACAGGAACGGCAAGAUAAUUCUGUACGACGUGCAGUUCCACAAGAAGAACGAUCACAGUAGUUCCGAGGACAGAAGUACGAACUUGACGAGAGCAGUUUUUACGAACCUGGAGGAACACACGGAGUACGUAUUUCACGUGAAAGCGUAUACGUCAAGAGGGAGCGGUCCGUUUUCGGAGAAAAUAACGAUACUGACGGAGAAGGAUAUCGGGCGUGCACCGAUGUCAGUAAAGGCGGUCGCGACCUCUGAAUCCAGUGUCGAGGUUUGGUGGGAGGCUGUGCCCAACCGGGACAAAAUAAUCGGCUAUCAAAUUUUUUAUACAAUGACAGCCGUCGAAGAUCUCGACACGUGGAAACAGAAGACUGUGGGACUUACGGAAUCAGCGGACUUGACGAACUUGGAGCGAGACACCGCUUACGCGAUCGCUGUCGCUGCCAGAUACAAAACCACGCUUGGUCGACUGAGCCAAAAAGUCACUGUCAAAGUCAAGCCCGAAGACGUGCCUCUGAAUCUGAGAGCAACGGAUUUGUCCACUCACUCAAUGAUUCUCACGUGGGACGCACCCCUGCGCUUGAAUCCGACCAAUUAUCGCGUUUCUUUCGACGCGAUCAAGGAAUUCGUCGACUCCCAAGGAAUCACUCAGAUCCAAAUCGUCCCGAGAAGAACUCUGCUCCUCGAUCCGCAAACCAGCUCGACCACCAUUCACGAACUCCAACCUUUCACUUCGUACAACGUUAACGUCAGCGCCGUUCCUCCCGAUGGCCAGUACAGACCACCUGCCAAAAUAAAAGUCACCACCCAAAUGGCCGCUCCAAAACCCAUGGUCAAACCCGAUUUCUACGGAGUCGUCAAGAGCGAAGAGAUUCAUGUCAUUCUGCCGCAAGCCUCCGAAGAGUACGGACCCAUCGCUUAUUACUACUUGAUCGUUGUGCCCGAAGAUAAAUCUACAGCUAAUAAACAACCGGACGAACUCACCGAAGACAUGAUCACCGGGAACGGGGGAAAACAGGAAAGAGAAAACGCUCCUUACAUCGCAGCCAAAUUCUCUCAUCGCAAUAUCCCUUACACUUUCCAUCUUGGCAGUGGAGAUACGUACGAAGGUUAUGAGAAUCGGAAACUCGAAGGGAACAAACGGUACAGAAUUUUCGUCAGAGCCGUCGUCGAUACACCUAAAAAGCAUCUGUACACAUCGUCACCGUUCUCGGAGUAUUUGUCACUCGACAUGAGGGAGGUGCCACCGGGUGACCCGCCGAGUCGUCCAAACCCGAACAACCCCGUUGACGGGAAUCCAGAAGUCUCGGUUACAAACAGCGGCCAAGAACCCGGCAUGGUUUGGGUCGUUGGUCCAAUAAUAGCGGUUCUCAUGGUGUGCGUUUGCCUCGUUCUCUUGUCCGUCAUAAAAAAACGCAGACAGCCGUGUAAAGCACCGGAUCAGGCAGCCGUGACAAGGCCUCUGAUGGCAGCCGACAUAAGUUCGAACCAUGCACCGUUGGAUCCGGUUGAGAUGCGACGUAUGAACUUUCAAACGCCCGGGAUGAUAUCGCACCCACCAAUACCGAUAAGCGAACUGGGCAAUCACAUAGAGCGUCUAAAAGCCAAUGACAAUCUGAAGUUUAGCCAGGAGUACGAAUCGAUUGAACCGGGCCAGCAAUUCACGUGGGAUCAUUCGAACAUGGAAGUGAACACGUCGAAGAAUCGUUACGCAAACGUCAUAGCGUACGAUCAUUCUCGAGUUAUUUUACAGACGAUCGACGGUAUCCCGGGCUCGGAUUACAUAAACGCGAAUUAUUGCGACGGUUACCGAAAACAAAACGCUUACGUCGCGACCCAGGGACCGCUGCAAGAAACGUUCGCUGAUUUUUGGCGGAUGUGCUGGGAAUUGAGAACGAGCACGAUCGUAAUGAUGACAAAAUUGGAAGAGAGAACGAGAAUAAAGUGCGAUCAAUACUGGCCAACCCGCGGGGCUGAGACUUACGGUCAAAUGACCGUAACUAUAAGCGACGUUCAAGAACUCGCGACUUAUUGUAUACGCACCUUCCAAGUCUGUCGCAACGGUUAUUCGGAGCGACGGGAAAUAAAACAGUUGCAAUUCACCGCUUGGCCCGAUCACGGUGUCCCGGAACAUCCAGCUCCUUUCUUGCAGUUCUUGCGACGCGUUAGAACUCUCAAUUUACCGGAUUGCGGACCGUUGGUCGUUCACUGUAGCGCCGGUGUCGGUAGAACCGGUUGUUUCAUCGUCAUCGACUCGAUGCUCGAGAGAAUAAAACACGAAAAAAUGAUCGAUAUUUACGGUCACGUAACUUGUCUCAGGGCACAAAGAAAUUACAUGGUACAGACCGAGGAUCAAUACAUAUUUAUUCACGAUGCACUUUUCGAGGCUGUUUUAUGCGGUAACACCGAAGUACCAGCGAGAAAUUUACAUUCUCACAUCCAAAAACUCAUGCAACCAGAAUUGGAUAACAUCACGGGUAUGGAACUGGAGUUCAAAAAAUUAUCCAACAUUAAGGCUGACUCGACGAGAUUCAUAUCUGCUAAUUUACCCUGCAACAAGCACAAGAAUCGUCUCGUUCAUAUUCUGCCUUACGAGUGCACCAGAGUCUGUCUACAACCGCAACGCAAUAUCGAAGGCUCCGAUUAUAUUAACGCCAGUCUCAUCGACGGCUAUCGUUAUCGGGCUGCUUACAUCGCCACCCAAGGCCCUCUCAACGAUACGACCGAUGACUUUUGGCGCAUGCUCUGGGAACACAAUUCUACGAUAGUCGUUAUGCUUACUAAACUGAAAGAGAUGGGGCGUGAGAAGUGCCAUCAAUACUGGCCUUCUGAUCGCUCGAUACGCUAUCAGUGCUUCGUCGUUGAUCCUAUCGCCGAAUAUAAUAUGCCACAAUAUAUUCUACGUGAAUUCAAAGUGACGGACGCUCGGGACGGUGCCAGCCGUACCGUCAGACAAUUUCAAUUCAUCGAUUGGCCCGAACAAGGCGUACCCAAAUCCGGCGACGGUUUUAUCGACUUCAUCGGCCAGGUACACAAAACUAAGGAACAGUUCGGACAGGAUGGACCAAUCACUGUUCAUUGCAGCGCCGGCGUUGGACGCACCGGCGUUUUCAUUACUCUCAGUAUCGUUCUCGAGAGAAUGCAGUACGAGGGCGUCGUUGAUAUCUUCCAAACUGUUCGGAUACUCCGGACUCAGCGUCCUGCUAUGGUUCAAACUGAGGAUCAAUAUCAAUUCUGUUACCGAGCGAGUUUGGAAUAUUUAGGCUCGUUCGAUCAUUACGCCAACUGACAAGCGGAAACUCGCGAGCCGAGAGAACAACAACAACCUUCUACGAGGGACCGAGGAGAUCGUCAACACGGCACAAGAAUGAGAGACAGCGGUGAACGAGCCAAAGUCCGACGAGUUUAACGAGGCUUAAACGAAAAUAUCGAAUAUCGUGUACGAUUUCUCGGUCUGAAUCUCGAAACUAUCGAAGUGAGUAUUCAAGGGGAACGAUUUUUUCUCGAGAAGGCCGCGCGUUUUCGUUGUGUCUGUGUGUCACGAGCUCGCAACGACAAUACUAAAAUCACACUCUUGCCCGCGAUACAUAUAUAAUGAUAAUAGUAUAUGUAAAAAACCAUUGAUGAAACAAACAAAAGCGAAUGGAAGGAAGAAAACAAAAAGAAGAAUCUAGGAGCGAUAUAGAUUCGUCGUUUCACCGUAAAAGAUACAAACGUCUAUCGUUAAUUAAUUAGCUUUUACCGCGAUGAUUAAUCAAGGAAUCGAACGGUGUAGAUUUUGACUUAGCGUAUACGGUGUUGUUAUAUAACGAGAAAUAAUUAUAGUGAUAAUUAUAGGUAACGAAAAAAUUCACGAUCGCUUCGUUCGAUCUUCAAUGACGGAGUAAGACUGCCAUUUGUAUUAGGCAACGUAUCCUCCUUUUUAUCCUCAUCCUCAUUUAUUUCUCAUUCCACAAUGUCAUCAAAUUUGUUUCGUUGCAAUUCAAGGAAAUUUCUUCCUUCUUUUCUUCAACGAUAGCCCAUUAUUUUGGUGUAAAUUUGAAGUACAAAAGUUGUACGAACGUUGGAUUCCUGAGGGCACCCCAGAACAUUUUUCUGGUUUGGGGAAAAUCUGCCACGACGAAUUCGUGGGCAUUUUGCCGAGCAGAAAACGUGUCGGAGGGGAAGAAUUUUCAUUGCAUUCCAAAGAUUCGAAAUUCCAGUGUCAUCCCAUUCCCCACAUCGUCGCGUCGAGUUUCUUUUGAAACGAAGCCUUAAAUGAAUCAUCGUUAGACGCGAAAGAUGCGACGAAAGAUUGAGAAUUUUUUGCACCCGUGUUCUCAGACCUUUUCGGCGAAGGUUUGACCUUCGUUUAUCUCGUAAAAGCAACGAGAUGCCAAUCGAGUAUAAAUUCAAUGCUGAGGACGUAUGAUGUGCAACGAAUUUUCAAACCAGGAUCUCACGAAUUGUCCAUUACAAAUGAACCAAGGUAAAAUCCAUCCAGGAUUACCUCUCGACAUUUGCCGAAUGUCGCAUCGCGUUUCAAAUCGAAUUCGCUGAAGAAAAAAAAAGAGAGAGAGAGGGAUAAAAAAUGAAUGAAAAUAAGGACAACGUUUCGGACGCACUCAUGACUCAUUGAAUCGAAACACAUAUCUGUGAGUGCGACGAAAUCGUUUGAUCUUGAGCCUCCUUCGAAAUAUAAAAAAGAACUUUUUGAAAUACUUUUUAAACACACACACGUACACACAAACAUGCAUACACGUAAAGCAAACGUAAAACGUUUUUUCCACCGUUGUUGUUUUUUUAAUGGACUUUUUCUUCUUUUUUAAUCUCGCUAGCCUAACUCUAAGAUAGACUGACGUUGAUAUUACGUAUAUAUAAAUUGUUACCAUGACCUUAACUUUUUUAUUCUCUCUAUUCCAACGAAAACAGAGAAAACUACUAAUCCUCGACGUUGCCUCUCGGUUCUCUCUCUCUCUCUCUCUCUCUCUCUGUCUCUGCCUUUGUCUCUCCCAAACUCUCGGGCAUAUUCCUCAGAUACUUAAGGGCUGAUUAAUUAUAAAAAUCAUCAUUACUGUCAUAAGUCUGACGAUAAAAGUUACUGAGAUAAUGCUCGAUCAACGUUCUACCAGAAAUUUGCAAAACGGGUUUCAUCCUCAAACACCACACUCGUCGUUUUAUGAGUAAAAUCAUGAAAUAAAAUAAGAUUGUUUUUCUUUUUUACAAUCAAAUUUACACUUUCUAGAUAUUGCUAGAAAAAUAUUCAAUGCAAUGGAUGAUUCAGAAGCGUUCGAAAUCAAAUUGCAACAUCACGAAAUACGUAUUUCUAGAUUUUUUUUAAAACUCAAUAACUUUUUCUGCAUUAUUGCAAUCAACUAGAUACAUUUCUCAACGAGGAGUUGAGAGUACAACAAAAAUUCAAGCUCGUUCGAAAAUGUUCCUCCAAUUAAUUCGUUUGGAGAUUCUUUUUAUAAAACUUAUUGAAACACUAGAAAACUAUAACAAUUUCUGAUUAUUUUAGAUUGAAAUAUAGGAAAAAAACGUUCGCAUAAUUUUGAACAAGGUACUGUCCUGGGACAUUGCUAGUAUUUAUUCUAGUGUUAGACGAUUCUCUUCCUCCUCGUCCGAUGUAUCGAUUAUCAACAAAUCGAUAAAAUUGCCGAAUUAUAGGGAAAUAAAUGAGUAAUAAAGAAUAUGGCUAAAAUAGUGUGGUGUUCAGGGGUCAAGAAUGCUUCAAAAAUUCGUUCCCAAGCAAAAAUUCAUUUCAUAUAAAUUUUAGUAGGUUGCUGCAUAGCAAAAAUCCAAAAAAAAUCACGUAAAAGACGAACGAAAUGAUGCUUUAUUAAAAAGAAGUCUAUUGAUUUCAAAAAAAAACUGCCAAAAAGUAUAUUAAUAAAUUAAUUUCAACGUGAAAGAGCAUUAGAAUGAAUUUCGUUGAUUCGAACGUAUCAUCGUCGUGUUAAGUGAACCGACCUAUGAAAAUGAAUUUUUAUAAGAACCAUCAAUUUUUUACAUGUGUACAAGUUCCACGUGAAGUUAGAGAGCGAAAUUCCGCCUUACCGAUAACGUUGCUCGAUCGCGAUAGUGUGAAAGGCUGCGGAAUGAGCAUUUGCAUUUACGAUCAUAAAAAUCCUUCACGAAUGUAUUUUUUGCCGGAUUCAUACGCGAUUUCAAAGUACUUGAAAACCCCUCCAAUUUCCAGGUGAAACGUAUACGCGAGGCAUUCUCAAAAGAAACAUCAACCGAAUGAGAGCUUGUAUCGAAAUUUCGAGCGAAAGCCAGAGUCUGAGAGAAUAUGAAUGAGGAUGAGAAAGAGUAGUAGAGAAUAACUAAAGAAAUGGGAUAAAAUAAACGAAAAAAUAAAGCAUAUGAAAAGAAACAAAUGAAAUCAGCUCACUGACAAGCAAAUUGCCAUACUGCCAAAAUCGACAAUUAUAUCAAUGCUGUGUACCAAUUACGCACGACUGGGGGUGGAUCUUCUAAUAAUAUCCUACCGUGAAUUUAAUUAAAUUUUAAGCGAGAAAAACAAACAUUAACCUUGUAAACUUAGUCGUAAGGGAGCCCUUAGGUAAAUUAUAAAAACUAUUCAUUUCGAUGAAACGAAAAUCGAAGUUUCGAGCCACGGACCUCUGAAACUUGUGUAUACAUAGAUGCGUGUGCGUGUGUAAUGUGAGUGUGCGCGUUAAUGCGCUCGCAACUAAUAUUGUUGUAAAGACUCGAAAAACCGUGUGGUGUACAUUUCGAGCGUUUGACCGAGCGAGAAAGAGAUUGCGAAUUAUGAUUAUUACUAUCAUUAUCAUUAUUAUUAUUAUUAUUAUUAUGUAUGAAAUAGAAAAGCACUGUACGUUGAAAUUCACGCAAUGAUAUAUCCCGCGCCCUCGAGCUUGAAUAUUCUCAUUUAUAAUGCGCAUAUGUACAAAGUUUUCGAUCCAACAAACCCCAUUCUAUCCGCGCGAUAAACCCGUACGUACAAACUUUUACACCUUAUUUUAUCGACAUCAUUACUGAAUGUCGAAUAAACUUUCCUCCCCUGGCCCCCUCCAUGACUCCCCAACGGCCCUCUCAGCAGUCAGACCGACACGAGUGACCUACGAAAAUAAACAUAUGAAAAUUAGUGGUUCGAAGUUUUUAAAAUACAAUGCCGAUCGCAAUUGGUAGUACAAACAUUUUGCUCGACUUCUCUUCGAUGAGGUCAUCGUCGUUAUUGUGUUGCGUUCGAAGAUUAGUGUAUAUUUGUAAAAUCAGUAUUACAACGUUUUUCUUUUUGUUUAUGUAAUCAUUAGAAAUUUUAAUAAUGUACGAUGAAUCGUUUGGAACGCGGAUUUAUUGCUGAUUUGACGUUUCACAAUCGUCACGGAGAACUCAACGUUCUUUUCUUAGUUCAGGUACAAUCCUAUAUGCGCGAAAUCGGGUCCUGAGUUGCAGAGGACUCGAGGCUAGAAGAGCAGCUUAUAUUUUGUGAGGCAGCAGGCAAAAUAUUGCGAAGAAAAUCGAUCAAGAUUAUUGAAAUAUUUAGUAAGAGGUCUGAAAACGUGAGCGCAAGACUAAAAGGGCAGCUUGAAUUGGGUGAACGCGACACAGUCGUCAAAAAAGUCUCGGAAGGAAAUCAAUAGAGAUUUUUUAUAUUUAGCAGCUAUUUCGAAGUAGCUUUUAAUUCAUUUGAACACUACUGAAAGUCGGAGAGUAUUAAUCACUGUGAAAAAGGCAGGGUAAAUGAGAAAAUAGUCAAAUUAUAAUGCAGUGGAAGGGUAACGUUGAAAAAAAAAAUCGAAACAAGAAAACCACCAAUGGUCAUCCUACGAAAUAGCAAAAAUGCAGGGUUUAUUUAGCAAUUAGUUUUAGUUUUUAUUUUGGCACAUAUAAUUUAUAGCACCAAGAAUAUAAACGAAUUAGCGGAAGCUUCCAAUAUAAAAACGCGUUGAAUGCUAUUUAUUUUUGUAAACAUUUCCUCGUUGCUUCGAACGCCCAAUACGACGAACGAAUCAUUGAUAAACUAAACGUCGGUUGAAUGAAUAAGAAAAGGCAAAAAAAAAAAAAUCUCUUAUAGCGACUGUGUAAAUGACAAUAAGCGAGCGUUUAUUUACAGCGUCUCGCUUUUCGUACGUCAGCAUCGUACAAAUCGUCACUCGUGUCCUUAGCUGUGCCACAAAGUCCCUUAAACGUAAAGACUUUUGAAAAGAAUACAAAAAAAGAUUUUACGCGAUGCUAAAAUCCUGAUUUAUCUUAUUACAUAUUUCUAAACUUUUUUCUCUUCCUCAUUACGUUCAUUUUGACCGAGAUAAAUAUCUAUAUCUAUUGCCGUCCAUAUGCGUUUAUUACCACACUAUUUCGCUAGCGAUCGAUCUUCUCGUACUAAUUUAAAUCAUUUUCACGCUCUAUACUCUUACAUCAUCCAUUUAGCACCAAACGAAACUUCACUUGGAGCGCGCGUAUAUCUGACAAUAUGUGAACAAACAAUGCCUUCGUACGAUGUCCAUGUUAAUAUUUCAUUUAUAGUUAUACGAACCCAUUUUUGGACACUGUGUGUCUCCGAUUAUGCGCUAUGAUGAGGCAAAUAAGCCAAGUGAGGGGGCCGGGAAUAUUCACGACUAUGUGUACAUAAAUGCACCGUCUGUCAUUGAUAGCAUUAUAUAAAUAUAUAUACUUUAUACAUAAGAAACUUAAAAAAAUAAUAUAUAUAUAUAUAUAUAAAUAUAAAGAAUAAUUAAAAAAAUUAGUUUUAAGUAUAAUUCUAAAGCGAAGAAGAAGAGGAGGGCGAUUUUACGAACAAUUUCAACGUUCCGAUCUAAAAUUUGCCCACAUUAUCCAGGAUAAUAAGCGUUGCAAUAUAAAAACAAAAAAAAUAACACUUAAAAGAUGAUAAAAAAAAAUGGCGGAUGGAUAAUAUUCGCAAGCGUAAACCGAAUCUAUUUGUACAUUUAACAGCCAUAUAUUUUAAUGCGUUUCGACUUCGUUUGUUCUUUAUACUUAUCUGUUUAAACAUUUGAACAUGUUUUUUGUUUUUUUUUUUUUUCCUAUCCAUACGUUCAUUUUUUUACAUUUUUUUACGGACUGAAUAAUCAAGCAGUGUACGUGUUUUUAAGGAUAUCGUUUAGAUUUAAACAGCCGGUUAACAGACGCGUUGUUGCAUGUGAUAAUGUUUUGAUUUUUCACUUUGAAAUGAAAAAAAAGAAACGUUUCAUUCUUUUCGAUGUACACUUUUGGCAGAUUUUCGAAAGCAGACUAAAAAUGUCUCUUAUUAGAUUUAUUACGUAGGAUUUUACAAUUUUUAUUGUAACGAGGAGAACGACUUUUAGGACGUAAAGAAACUCGUCGGUCUCACGAACCCACUUUUCUUUUCCAAUUGAUCAUGUGUCUUUUUGGUCUAAUACUCGCAAACACGAUGAACAAUCUUCUCUCGUAGAGACACAUACGCUCGAGGGAAAAUGAAAAUAAGAAACAACCGGGCCAAAGCCUACUUAAAACUCGUGCGGUUUACUUAUAAUUAUUAUACGUUUUUCACAUUCCGAGAUUCGAUUAUUUCUUCGUAUUAUAUAAAUAUAAAUAUAAAUGUAGUAUGUAACACACGUACGCGCAAUUGCCGCAUUUAUCAUCUCUAUUGUUAAGGAGCUAUACUUUUACCCAAAUACCCUUGAUAUGAGAGAAACAAAAAAAAAGGAAGAAGAACACACUAAAAUCACUUACAAUACGUUGAUCGACUUUUCGCAAAUUUCUGGCUGCUCCAUUUCUCAACGGAUCUGUCUGAUUACCAAUAUUUCAUGAUAUACAAGCGAAAAACAAUUCUUACUCACUACUGAAUUCAGGGACACUCGUCACUCUUUCGAAUCACACUUACUUUUUCUGUACUCUUCAUUUUUCAAAUUAUCAAACGAAAAUCUUGUACUUUUUGGAUCGAAAUAAUCCGUAAUCAAUUCUUCAAUCGUGUAUUUCGUGUCGUCACUGCGUAUAAUUGAACAUUGGAACAGUAGAGUCAUUUCUUUCAUGGAUUAAUCGGUUAGCUGAAACAAAACAAAACCAGUUUUUGAAAAACCAAUUGAAUUUAAUGAAAAUCGAAAGAAGAUUUCGACAAAUUUUGCUUGUUCAAAUGGAAGAAAAACAUCUUCCACGGGGUCAUGAAUAAUGGUAUGCAGUGACGAAUGCAUUAAAAAAAUAUUUAGAAGAAAACAUUCUUCCAAUUCGAAUUUACGUUGAACAAGUAACAAGUUUAUUGAAAGAAUUUUGUCUACAACUUAAAACUUCUAAAAUAAUGGAAAAAGAUAAAUGAAAAAAUUUGACUGGGCUUUGAAAUCGUAACGAAAUGGAAAAAUAAUCUCGUGUGCAAAAAAAAAUGUCAAUAACCGAGAUUAAUCCGCGAAACAGAGGAUUGGAAAACUAUAAAGUUGGUAUUGAUCUUGACUCGGUCGAAGGGAUAGAGUUUAAAUUGUACACAUUUAUACACGAAGAAUAAAAGAAUUUUAAAAAACAAGCAAAUGACACACACACACAGAGUGCGAGACGCCGAGGAGGAAAGAGGAGAAAAAGGGGCGGAGUCAAAUACUAAAUAACGUUGAGAUAAUGGUAAAUUAUUUUGUGAUACUUUCUUGCCAGAAAGAAUACAACAGGCUGAGGCGAAAAUAAUAGUAAAUACGAUGUUACUGAUUAUAAUAAAAAUAAUUGAAAAAAAAUGAUGAAAAAAAAAAACAAAAGAAAACAAAAAAUAUACAUAAAUUAAUUAUUGUGUAAUAGGACGAAUAUGUGAACAAGGAGAAAUACCAUGUACAUUAUGUAUUGCCCAAUGGCAUCAAAUAUAGUAGCGACUGACAGUGUA
Molecule: messenger RNA, 14001 nt
Organism: Venturia canescens
Lineage: Eukaryota; Metazoa; Arthropoda; Insecta; Hymenoptera; Ichneumonidae
Gene: Lar
Product: tyrosine-protein phosphatase Lar
Exons: 22
Coding region: 385-6504 (2039 amino acids)
Biological process (GO): peptidyl-tyrosine dephosphorylation involved in inactivation of protein kinase activity
Cellular component (GO): signaling receptor complex
Molecular function (GO): protein tyrosine phosphatase activity; protein binding
Source: RefSeq, a predicted model, not a curated record